GAGACUUUGGGUUGGCUCCUCAUUCGACCACAGGGGGCCUGACGAGUCACAGCUCUGGAGAACUUCUGUCCUACAUGCGGAUUAUCUGUGACAUCCUUCCAGAUGUUCAGACGCGCUGCUCAACGUUUGUGGUCACUUUUUUACGUUUUCUGACACUUUGGAGUUCCACAGCGCGGAUUUGGGAAAUUUGGAGCUGGAUGGAUAUUUGAUUCGAAAAUUUGCGCGCAAGAGAACCAUGGAGAGGAACGGAGCGCGUUUUUACAGCUCAGGCUGGAGGUGUCAUUUCUCCGGGCAGAUGGCGCGGAUAAGGUGGCGUUUAUCAAGAAGGAGGGCUCUUAUUUAAUGCACAAAAAAGGAGGGGUAUCUUUAAAGUUAUGGAGCUUCCAGGUCAAGUCGAGCCACCCACAAACUCCACAAACGACAGCCUGGUUCCGGAUCCAUCCAGCGGGGAGGAGAGCGCAGAGAGUCUGUGGUACCAGAUCAGCCUGGCUGUCAUCCUGUCGCUCAUCACGCUCGCCACCACCUUAUCCAACGCCUUCGUGAUCGCCACCAUCUCCCAGUCAAAGAAACUCCAAACUCCGGCAAACUUUCUGAUCGCCUCUCUGGCCAUCACCGACCUGCUGGUGUCCAUCCUGGUGAUGCCCAUCUGCGUCCUCUACACGGUCAUCCACACCUGGACGCUGGGGCAGAUCGUCUGCGACAUCUGGCUGUCCUCCGACAUCACCUGCUGCACCGCAUCCAUCCUCCACCUGUGCGUCAUCGCGCUGGAUAGGUACUGGGCCAUCACGGACGCGGUGGAGUACUCCAAAAAGCGCACGCCGGCGCGCGCGGCGGGGAUGGUGGCCACGGCGUGGGUGAUCGCCAUCUCCAUCUCGCUGCCGCCUCUUUUCUGGCGGCAGGUGAAGGCGGAGGAGCUGACCAGCUGCAGCGUCAACACGGACCACAUUUUCUACACCAUCUACUCCACCUUUGGGGCUUUCUACAUCCCCACGCUGCUGCUGAUCGUCCUCUACGGGCGGAUUUACGUGGAGGCGCGCAAACGCAUCCUCAAGCAGUCCCCGAGGAAGGUCGGGAAGAGACUCACCUCCGCGCACCUGGUCACCAACUCCCCCGGCUCGGUGGCGUCCACCACCUCCCUGCAGUGCGGGAGGCACGACACCCCGUCCAGCGACACCGGCUCGUCCACGAGCGACAACCAGGUGAAAGUGACCGUCUCCGACGCGCUCCUGGAGAAAAAGCGCAUCUCUGCGGCCCGGGAGCGCAAAGCCACCAAGACUCUGGGGAUCAUCCUGGGCGCCUACAUCGUUUGCUGGCUCCCGUUUUUCAUCUACACCCUGCUGGUGGCCACGUGCGACGCGUGCUUCAACCCCGACCUGUUCGACUUCUUCACCUGGUUGGGAUACCUGAACUCCCUCAUUAACCCGAUCAUCUACACCAUGUCCAACGAGGACUUCAAGAAAGCUUUCCAGAAACUGGUGCGCUUUAGGUGCUGCAGAUCCUGAGCUCUUCUUUGCAUCUCCAAUAAGAUUUAUUUGCGUUUUUUUUAAUUCAAUAAAAAGCUAAAAAAGGAGUUGCAUGCAAAAGGCAAAAAAAGGUCAAUUUUGUUUGGAUAAGAUCAUAAAAUGGACUGGAUUACUAAUGUAAAUAAGGAAAAAAACUGAGAAAAGUUGUUUCAAAAAUAAGUAAAAAGAGAAAUAAAUAAAAUUAUGAAAAACAAAUGUAUUAAAACUAUUUUUAUAGACUAAAAAAAUCCAUCCUAUAUGUGGUAAGAAUCAAUCAUUCCCAUGGAACUGUUGUGUAAGGAUGCAAAAAAGGAUCAAAGAUGAAAUUUUCUUGCAACUUUUGAAAAAAAAAGGUUUCUGUGCACAUAAAUCAGGAAAAAAAUGCUGUUCCUGCUCGGGUUUGCUAGUGUCUCCAACUCUGCAGAAAAUGUUCAUUUAUUGGACAGUUCAGCGUCGCUUUCGUCUGACUGGAUUUUCUAUUCUGGCCUGCAGAAAAAGAGAUUUUUCUUUUAAAAAGAUAAAAGUUGUCAUGUGAUGGGAAUGUGUAAUAAAGGUUGUAAAGGUUUUAUUCUUCAAUUUUUCAGAUUCAAAUUCUUGUAGAAUGGGGACUUUGAGGUGAAUUAGCAGCUUUCUGCUCUCCGACGAGCAGAAAAUGACACAUUUUGAUGUUUUUUAUGAGCUUCUGUGAUCCAAAGAAACAGAAAAAACAAUUAUCCCUUGCUCACACUCAAUCAAAAAGAACAUGAAUAUUUCAUUAAUAAUAGAAUAAAAAGUAAGCUUUUUUUCCCCAACAAUACUCAAUUAUUUUCCUUACAAUUCACUCAGUGUCUGAAAGGAAUCGAGCAGUCCUGCAGCCUCGGUAGAUCUUGUUCUGACAAAUACUUUUUUUUUUUUUAUCAUCUCAGACUGAAAUAUUGUGGACAUUUAAGGUCCAGACAAAGAAGCCACUUUCAAAGGAACAGGAAAGGUCACCGACGCACAGAACAUUCCACCGUUCCCACGUACAAGUUCUGUCUCAGACGUGAGAACAAAAGAAAAGAUCAGACAUAAAGUUCUUUUAAAUCAGACUAUGUCUGUGAGAAUCAGUAUUAAGGUCCAAGAAGAAAGCUAAAUCACAUUGGAUUUGAUUUAAAAAAUUGGAUUAUUGAACUUAUUUGCUUAUACAGGACUUUACAAGACUUGUUGCAAAUAUCAGACACUAAGGAUGUAGGAAAAACUUUUGUAGAAAAUGUCGCAAAUACUGUCCUGAUCUUCAUUUUUCCCCUCAGAAUUUAGCCAAAUCUUUUUAGUAUAAGAAUCCUCACAACAGCUAAAAUGACAGAAAAGCUGUUUUUGGUAUAAUCUAGUAUGUGUUUUUUGUUUAAACCUCAUUUCUGUACAAAUGAGUGUAUGAAAAGGAAACUGAUAGCAGGAUAAUCAAAUCAUCUUCUAUGUCUCUGAAUGUUUAUAGCAGUACACGAUGUACCAGUGUGUCAAAAAACAGGAGGAUCAAUCACGUCUCUGACAUUUGCUGCUCUUUUUUUCCCUUUUUUUUGUGUGUGUACAUACAUUUAUUUUUUCCCAAAGUCCCAUCAGGGUCAACCUUAUGACCUUCCCCAGCACAGAUUUCUGUGCAUUUUUCAGUUUCACUCUCCAAUAAGGUUAUUUUAACUCAGAAAAAAAAAAAAAAAA
This is a messenger RNA of Oryzias melastigma (Indian medaka), 3173 nucleotides long. It is a transcript of the gene htr1b, whose product is annotated as 5-hydroxytryptamine (serotonin) receptor 1B. Gene Ontology annotation, biological process: vasoconstriction; chemical synaptic transmission; adenylate cyclase-activating adrenergic receptor signaling pathway. Gene Ontology annotation, molecular function: G protein-coupled serotonin receptor activity. Gene Ontology annotation, cellular component: plasma membrane. The record is from RefSeq and is a predicted model, not a curated record. NCBI's taxonomy places the organism in Eukaryota, Metazoa, Chordata, Actinopteri, Beloniformes, Adrianichthyidae. Bases 375 to 1502 code for a protein of 375 amino acids. The transcript has a single exon.